Molecule: messenger RNA, 4406 nt
Organism: Otolemur garnettii (small-eared galago)
Lineage: Eukaryota; Metazoa; Chordata; Mammalia; Primates; Galagidae
Gene: JPH4
Product: junctophilin 4
Exons: 7
Coding region: 934-2820 (628 amino acids)
Biological process (GO): regulation of synaptic plasticity
Cellular component (GO): endoplasmic reticulum membrane; junctional membrane complex; plasma membrane
Source: RefSeq, a predicted model, not a curated record
UGGGGGUCUCUGUGCCUCUCAUUCUCCCCUCUGUCUUCCUCCUCCCUCACCGCAGGGUUAGCUAGGCAUCCAUCCUCUUCUGCGCCUGGAGACCCCCCACUCCCACCACCAUCGCCUGUGUCUCUUCUUCACCGUAUCCUCCUCUACCCACCCUCUCCUCUCCUCGCCUCUCUUCUCUCUGCCCCUUUAAAUCUGCCUGGCCCAGCCUCCCCCGUGAUGCUGGGAUGGAGCAAACAUUGAUUUGUGCUGGGAUGGAAUCGGAAUUUUGAUUUAUUUUUCCUCUCCCAACCAUAAGAAGAAAAAAAAUAAUAAAAACACCCCCUCUUGAUAGCCCCCUCCCCCUUCCCAUCCAGCUCCCAGCUUCUCUUCCCUAUCUCCAUCCAAGGCAGAUUUUUUUCCCUACACUAUUCCCAUCUCCCCUCCACACACACACUCCUGCCACUACCUCGCCCCCCCACCCUGCUUCUCCAGCUGGGGAGAGAGGGGACUCUCUCCUGGCUCCCCCACCUUCCCUCUCUGGGUUGGAGCAGUCUCUCCGGAAGGGGAGGGGGCUUGGCUUGUCCGGGUGAGGUGGGAGUGGAGGUACCUGUCAUGGAUGCUGUGUCUGGGAGGCAGCCUGAGCCCCAGCCCACAUGGGAAGCCAAAGGACCAGGGCAAAGGGAACCUGACAGCAGCCAGGAAAGCGGGUGGCCUAAGACUCUGCCCAGCCCCCUCUUGGGACCCCCACAUUUGCCAUCCAUGCUGGACACUUCGGGGUUCUAGCCACUCAGGAUGAGGGUCCGGCUCUGCCUGCCCGCGCUGGGGCCCCCCCGCCCGGCCCCGGUCUAACUGCCCCCGCCUCCAGGCCUCGCCCGGCUCUCAGGCCCCCAGCCGGCUCUCCAGCCCCAGGAUGCGCUGAGCCGCCGGGGGGCUGAGGCCGCGCCAACUACAUGCAUGUCCCCCGGGGGCAAGUUCGACUUUGACGACGGGGGCUGCUACGUGGGGGGCUGGGAGGCGGGGCGGGCACAUGGCUACGGCGUGUGCACGGGGCCCGGCGCCCAGGGCGAGUACAGCGGCUGCUGGGCACAUGGCUUCGAGUCACUGGGCGUCUUCACGGGGCCCGGCGGACACAGCUACCAGGGCCACUGGCAGCAGGGCAAGCGCGAAGGGCUGGGCGUGGAGCGCAAGAGCCGCUGGACGUACCGUGGCGAGUGGCUGGGCGGGCUGAAAGGGCGCAGCGGCGUGUGGGAGAGCGUGUCCGGCCUGCGCUACUCUGGGCUCUGGAAGGACGGCUUCCAGGACGGCUACGGCACCGAGACCUACUCCGACGGAGGCACCUACCAGGGCCAGUGGCAGGCCGGGAAGCGCCACGGCUACGGGGUGCGCCAGAGUGUGCCCUACCAUCAGGCGGCGCUGCUGCGCUCACCCCGCCGCACCUCCCUGGACUCGGGCCACAGCGACCCCCCGACGCCGCCUCCUCCCUUGCCCUUGCCCGGCGACGAGGGAGGCAGCCCGGCCUCGGGCUCCCGGGGCGGCUUUGUGCUGGCCGGGCCCGGGGACGCCGACGGAGCGUCCUCCCGAAAGCGCACCCCGGCGGCUGGUGGAUUUUUCCGCCGCUCGCUGCUCCUCAGCGGGCUCCGGGCGGGCGGGCGCCGCAGCUCUCUGGGCAGCAAGCGGGGCUCCCUGCGCAGCGAAGUGAGCAGCGAGGUGGGCAGCACAGGACCCCCGGGCUCCGAGGCCAGCGGGCCCCCAGCCCCAGCGCCUCCUGCCCUCAUCGAGGGCUCGGCCACAGAGGUGUACGCAGGCGAGUGGCGCGCCGACCGGCGCAGCGGCUACGGUGUGAGCCAGCGUUCCAACGGGCUGCGCUACGAGGGCGAGUGGCUGGGCAACCGGCGGCACGGCUACGGGCGCACCACCCGCCCUGACGGCUCGCGUGAGGAGGGCAAGUACAAGCGCAACAGGCUAGUGCACGGCGGGCGCGUCCGCAGUCUCCUGCCUCUGGCCCUUAGGCGGGGCAAAGUCAAGGAGAAGGUGGACAGGGCUGUCGAGGGCGCUCGUCGAGCAGUGAGUGCUGCCCGCCAACGCCAGGAGAUCGCCGCUGCCAGGGCAGCAGACGCCCUCCUAAAGGCAGUGGCAGCAACCAGUGUUGCCGAGAAGGCUGUGGAGGCAGCACGAAUGGCCAAAUUGAUAGCCCAGGACCUGCAACCCAUGCUAGAGGCCCCAGGCCGCAGACCCAGGCAGGACUCAGAAGGUUCCGACACAGAGCCCCUGGAUGAGGACAGCCCAGGGGUGUACGAGAAUGGACUGACCCCUUCAGAGGGAUCCCCUGAACUGCCCAGUAGUCCUGCCUCCUCCCGCCAACCCUGGCGACCACCUGCCUGCCGGAGCCCACUGCCUCCUGGAGGGGACCAGGGUCCUUUCUCCAGCCCCAAAGCUUGGCCCGAGGAGUGGGGGGGCCCAGGUGAGCAAGCAGAGGAACUAGCUGGCUAUGAGGCUGAGGACGAGGCCGGGAUGCAGAGGCCGGGUCCCAGAAAAGGUUCCCCACUCCUUGGAGCUUGCAGCGACAGUUCUGGAAGUCUGCGAGAGGAGGAGGGAGAAGAUGAAGAACCCUUGUCCCAGCUGAGGGCCUCAGGAGGCUCAGAGCCCGAGCCCAUCACCAUGCUGGUCCUGAAGGGCCCAUCCUCAAGGGGUCCCAAUGCUGGGUGCCUGACAGAAGAGCUCGAGGAGCCUGCUGCAACCGAGAGGCCUGCCCAGCCGGGAGCUGCCAACCCCCUGGUGGUGGGAGCCGUGGCCCUCCUGGACCUCAGCCUGGCGUUCCUGUUCUCCCAGCUCCUCACCUGAGGCUACUUCCUGGCCUAGUUCUGGCUUUGGUUGCCUGCCUUCUCACCCCUUUGCCCUGCCUUUUUCUCUUUUCCUUUCCCUGGUUGUGUUUUCUCCUAUCUUUCCUUCUCAUCUCCCUUUCCUUUCUUUUCUGCCUCCUCCCUUUAGUUUUGUCUCUUGCUUUUUUCUUUCCCUCUCCUUUCAGAUUAUCUCAUUUAUUCUGGAUCUGUCUCUAUCUUCCUCACUCCCUUUCCUAUCCCAAUCCCUUCUUUCUCUAGAUUGUUUACAUAUGAAGGGCUUUUCUCUCUCAGAGUUGCUCUCUUCUCUGAGACACACAAAUCUAAGUCAGACCAUUGCCCCACGUCCACCCCACCUUUUCUUUAGACCUAAACUUCACUGAAGGUGGGGGUUGGGUGUCCUGAGGAGACUCCCUGAAGCUGAUUGGAGAGGAGGAAGAAAAUGAAGAAGGGGUACCUGAGUGCUGGGCAAGGCACUGGCUGAGCUGCUGUGGCUCCCUGGCCUGAGGGAUCUGUUGUCCCUCCAAGGCAUAGUGAAAAAGCUGCAAGAGGUUCAGCCUCCACCUCUUAGAACCUAUCAUCUCACCUCCUAGCAGGUUCUGAGCCAAGGUUCUUGCCUAAUUGUUCUUUCCCUGAGGCAGAUAGGGGACAUGAAAAGGUGAAUAACUCCCUAGCAUCUCCCUCUUUCUUUCCUCAUCAGGAAGUCCCUCCUCCAGUCCUCUUUGGUGGCAUGCCAUGCCAAGAGCAGAGUGUGUAUAAAGGAACAAAAAAUAUCCAAUGCAGUCAAGUCCUUCCCAGACUUUGCCACUGAUCUCUUUCACCUUCUUUCUCCUAAUAGUUUAUUUGGUUGGUCUGGACUCACUUGUGGCCUUUGAUUAAAUUCCUAAGGGGCCUGAAGAAGACAUAACUACUUAGAGGCACUAGAGCAAGGACCCCGCCUCAUGCCCCAACUCUGCCAGUCGUGGUGGGGGGGAGGCACUUCCUGGGGGAUGAAACCAGACAAGAUAAUAGGAGCUCACAAGGAAACAGAAGCUGUGACAAGUUUAGUAGUCACAAAUGGGUUACAUCCCCUUCCCCCGUUGCAUCAGAAUCUUGUGAAAUGGGAAAACAACAGAAGGAGGGGAUCGAAAGGAGCAGACCUCUCACAGGCUUUCCAGGCUGGACAGAGGUGGGAGUCAGUCCUGAGAGUCGGGUGGAGAGCCCUGUUUGAGGCUGUGGCUUAUCCCUGGUACUAGCUUUUCCCCUGGGGGCAGGAAGCCCUAGGAAGAGGGGACUGUAGGGUCCUCAGGGGAUCUUUCCUCCCUCUCCUGCAUGAGGCAGAGGCAAGCUGCCUGCCAACCCCUUCCCUCAAGGAAUGGCCUUGCCUGGGAAUGCCCACCACAUAUCUUCUUUUUUUCUAGUCAAACUCUGUUUACUCCUUGGCCUGCCUCCCUCCUUCCUCCCCUCUCAACCUUUACUUCUGAUUUCUAUUUCAUGGAAUUUGGGAUUGACGUUAAACUACAACAGUGCCGCCAACACCAAGUCUUGCAGGAAAAAAAAACACAAAGAAAUUUAACAAAAAAAAAUAUAUUAAUAAAAAAGUUCAAAAAA